This is a messenger RNA of Micropterus dolomieu (smallmouth bass), 2336 nucleotides long. RefSeq names its product monocyte to macrophage differentiation-associated (gene mmd). Lineage: Eukaryota; Metazoa; Chordata; Actinopteri; Centrarchiformes; Centrarchidae. The transcript is spliced from 7 exons. Gene Ontology annotation, cellular component: membrane. The record is from RefSeq and is a predicted model, not a curated record. Gene Ontology annotation, molecular function: pore-forming activity. The coding region runs from base 406 to 1131 and encodes 241 amino acids.
GUGAAGCGGCUCAGCAGGGAGCAGACAGUCAUUGACCGGUGUAGCUGCGAGCUUGCGGGGGUCUUUUCGGUUUGUCCCGGCUGGCGCUUAUGGCUGUUUCUAGCUUGAAGAAGAGGCAGUGAGCCAGUAUUUGUUACAGAAUGUUUUUAAGAAAAAGACUAAAACUGUGCCUUUGUAGCAGGAGUAUUAACGCCGCCGCCGGUGCCUUGUGGCUGUAACGUUAGUGAAAGUUAGCUUAUGAGUGGCAUCACGUUAGCUUGACUAGCUAAUGCUAGGCCUUCCGUUUCCUUUUGGUUCUUCAGUACAGGUUAUUGUUUUAUUCUUCCCUUUGUAAAGCGGGGUUUUUGGUAGCUAUUUUGUUUGCAGAUCUUUUGCUUUGCUCCACGUGGUGAGUAAGACGCUGAAAUGAAGGGAGUAACGUUAAACAGCUUUCAGAGGUUCAUGAACAGACGGGCCUCUGCUAACUGCCGCUACCAGCCCACCUGCUAUGAGCAUGCUGCAAACUGCUACACUCAUGCGCUCCUCAUUGUGCCGGCCUUCGUGGGCAUGACGUUGCUGCAUCGUCUGUCAGACAACGGCUGGGAGAAGAUCACUGCCUGGGUGUAUGGCAUGGGCCUGUGUGCCCUCUUCGUGGUCUCCACUGUGUUUCAUAUCAUCACCUGGAAGAAGAGCCACAUGAGGUCCGUGGAACAUUGUUUCCACAUGUGUGACAGAGUUGUCAUCUAUGUCUUCAUUGCUGCCUCCUACACACCUUGGUUGAACCUGCGUGAAUUGGGCCCCCUAGCAGCACACAUGCGCUGGUUUGUGUGGCUCAUGGCUGGUGCUGGAACCAUAUAUGUCUUCAACUAUCAUGAAAAGUAUAAAGUUGUUGAGCUGGCCUUCUACUUGACGAUGGGUUUUGCCCCCGCAAUAGUGAUAACAUCAAUGAGCAACACUGAGGGGCUUCAGGAGCUGGCAUGCGGUGGAUUCAUCUACUGCCUCGGUGUGUUCUUCUUCAAGAGUGAUGGCGUCAUCCCCUUCGCCCACGCCAUCUGGCAUGUCUUCGUGGCGCUGGCUGCGGCUGUGCACUACUACGCCAUCUGGAAAUACCUCUACAAGGCCCCCAGCGCCGAUACCCUCCUCAAGUUGUGACCACAGCCAGGGCCGGAUGCCGGUUCUCCACCCGCACCCUGUGCUCCUGAGCAGGGCCGCCUGCACACAGACUCUCUCAACUGCCCACUGAAGCUGCAAACACAGCCGCAAGGUUUACGAAAAUAAUGACCAUGAAUUGUUUACGGUUUUCUAAAGUGGAGAACAGGUUUUUCAGCAUCAUUAUGACGACCAGAAGCUACUUUCAAAGCUGUUUUGUACAUCUUCAGUCAAGGGGUGGGGGGGUUGACUUUUUACAAUAACCCUGGCACAUCAAUGAGUGUUUGAGACCUUUGAUAGCCGUCUUUUGUAUCGCUUGUGAGUCACAUUCCAUAUUGGGGUCAUUUGUGUGUCAGAACCUGGCGAUUCAUGCUGGUGAUGUGAACACUGGGGAUUGAAUGAGGUUCUUAAAAUCAGUAUGAUGGGAAAUUUCGUGAAACCAUUUCAGCACCAAAAACCAAAAUUAUACGUUUUUUGAUACAGAAUUAUAAACAUGUUUCUCUACAAAAGUACUUUUUAAAAGAAACCAAAUAUCUCACAAGCAGCUGUAUUAGAGGUUUGCCAGAGUAAAAUAGUUUUAAAAUUGGCAAAAUUAGAUUUAAAUCAUGAAUCCUGUCAAAGAAUAAGUACUGUAGAGAAUGAAUAUGAAUAGCUAUUUGAUGCCAACUUUUGAUACUCUGUACCACAACGUAUUGAGGUUUCGAUACCUCUACCCCGUGUAGCUUAAUAGUGAUUUGAAGUGUUCAGAUCAGUGCUCUGUUGGUGGACUUUUCGAUCAGGUAGGAUGAAACGAUAAGAAAAAGCUUUUGACAGAAGUUUGUUUCCCCGUUUUCUUUAUUCUACUUUUACAACGAUUACAUCCUCAACCCAUCUGAUCCAAAUUCUCACUCUUUCCUACCCCCCCCAAUGCAUGCUAUGUUUCUGACCAGUAUUUGAAUGCAGUCAUAGGAGAACCUUUCUCUUCUGUAAGUAUUUAGCGCCCUCUGCAGGUGGACUGGUGUAAGAAAGGGAAUUAUCUGCAGUUUAUGGUGUGUGGAGGUGUAACAGGGGAGGAGGGAAUUUGUAAAUGAGCCAAAUGAUGAGAGAAAAUCAGUACAGGCAGUAUGAUGAGAUAGAAUUUUUUCCACUUUAUUAUUAAUGUGAACAAUGUGCAGUAGAGUGUGGAUGCACGACCUUUGUACUGUAGUCCAGUAUUACAUUUCCACUGA